This is a messenger RNA of Oncorhynchus keta (chum salmon), 5752 nucleotides long. RefSeq names its product F-box and leucine-rich repeat protein 13 (gene fbxl13). NCBI's taxonomy places the organism in Eukaryota, Metazoa, Chordata, Actinopteri, Salmoniformes, Salmonidae. The coding region runs from base 111 to 2567 and encodes 818 amino acids. The transcript has 21 exons. Gene Ontology annotation, molecular function: protein binding. Gene Ontology annotation, biological process: SCF-dependent proteasomal ubiquitin-dependent protein catabolic process. The record is from RefSeq and is a predicted model, not a curated record. Gene Ontology annotation, cellular component: SCF ubiquitin ligase complex.
CAGAGAACAGACCGGGGCCUGCUUGCAAACUUCUGUGUUGACAAAUAUUUUGAUAAUUUUCUAUUUAGCUAGUUAACGUUAUAUUACCUACUUUGGGAUGGAGUUUUGAUAUGGCUUCUUUACAAAAUGCUGACCCGGCGUUGAGGGAAUAUAUACUGCAGCAUUCCUUGCCCCAAAUAUUUCAGGCAUUAUUAACAGGUUUAUGUGUGUCGUGUCCUGAAAGUCCAUUACAUUUUCUGGAAAGGAAGAUUGUGUCUAUUCAGGAAAACCGGGACACUGCUGAGAUUGAUUGGCAUACAUGUGUUGAUGAUCCAGAACAAGUUGCCGUGACCUCACUGGCAGGAAGCAUGGUGCAUGACAUCUUUGGGAAACGAGAUGAUACACUGUUUCUCUCCCAUUUGUUUGAGAAGGCCUACUCCUGUUACAGAAUAAAUUUAACAAAUAUGUGCUUCAAGGCGUGGAAAAGGUUCAUCUGGAAUAAGCGGAAGGAGGCCAGGGAGUUGACGCUGAAGAUGGAGACAGCUGAGAGGCACUACAUACAGAGGGGCCUGAGGGUCGCACUCUGCAAGUGGGUGGAGUGGGUACAGGUCUGCAAGAGAAGGCAGAACGAUGCCAUGAAGAAGAUCCAGCGAGUGUGGAAUGCUAUCCACUGUAAGAUUGUCAUAGGUGCUUGGCGCUAUGUGGUGCAGGACUCAAAACGGACAAAGGAGUACUUUGAGAGACUGGAGAAUGGUCUGUUGGAGAUGAGCAGUAAGGACUCUGACGUUGCCAUUGGAGAGGGACAUGACGGACUCUCACUGCUACCUUGCAAGCUCUCAAUAAAGGUCUUCCAGAGACUAGACGUAGGAGACCUGCUGAAAUGUGCAGAAGUGUGUCGGACCUGGAAAGCCAUCGCUCAGACCUGCUCACUGUGGAGUCGGAUCAGUUUCUCUGUGGAGAGGGACUGGAUCACAGACCGCAUCGUGGAACAGAUCCUACAGAAGUACCGGCCAUUUGUAGUUCACCUUAACAUGCGUGGCUGCACCUCUCUACAGUGGCCAAGCUUCAAAUGUAUCAGUGAAUGCAGAAACCUACAGGAGCUGAACCUUUCAGAGUGUUUCAACAUUAAAGAUGAGAUGGUGUGUAUGAUUCUAGAAGGCUGCCCCACUCUGCUCUACCUGAACCUGUCCUUCUCAUAUGUGGCCAAUGGGACUCUCAGAGAGCUCUCCAGGAGCUGUCUGAACCUGCAAUUCCUGAGUUUAGCAUGCUGCCGUAGGUUCACUGAUAAAGGCUUACAGUACCUGGCCUCAGGGAAGGGCUGCCACAAGCUCAUCCACCUUGACCUCUCUGGCUGCACUCAGAUUUCAGUGGAAGGUUUCAGGUACAUAGCAGCGGGCUGCCCUCUGCUCCAGCAGAUAGUCUUCAAUGACAUGCCUACUCUGUCAGACAGCUGUGUGCUGGAGCUGGCCUCUAAGUGUCACUCUCUGUCUGCCGUCUCCCUAUGGGACACCCCCCAUCUCUCAGACUCCGCCUUCAAAGCCAUCGCUGAGGUGGCCAACCUCUCCAAGUUCAGUGUUGAUGGUAACCGUCGUAUGUCAGACAUCAGUUGGAGGGCUCUGUGUCGUAGCUCUCCAGGCCUUACGAGACUCCAUGCUGCUGACUGCCCUAGAAUGACUGACUCCAGCCUAAAGUCUAUGGGCGCCCUCAAAAACCUGGUCUACCUCAACAUCUCACACUGCAGCAGGGUGAGUGACAUGGGGCUGCGGUACCUGACUGAGGGGCCUUCUGCCUCUAAACUGCGGGAGCUGAAUCUGAGCAACUGCAGCCGUAUCAACGACUUAGCUAUCAUGAGGGUGGCUCAAAAGUGCAGUAAGCUGAACCACCUGAGUGUGUCUUACUGUGAUAACCUGUCUAAUUCUGGUCUGGAGUGGCUCAGUAGCUGUUCCUCUCUCCUCUCUCUGGACAUCAGUGGCUGCAACAUCAUGGACCAGGGGUUGAUUGCUCUAGGUGGGAACCCUGGCCUGAAGAAGCUGGUUGCCUCUGAGUGUGUCUGGAUCACUGACAUUGGCAUAGAGAAGUUCUGCAGGCAGGCGAGAGGUCUGGAGUAUAUUGACGUGUCUCACUGUGUAGCUCUAUCUGACCAGGCCAUCAAGGCUCUGUCCUUCUACUGCAGGACUAUAGUCACGUUACGCAUGCCUGGCUGCCCAAAGAUGACAGACCUGGCGGUACAGUACCUGACAGUAGGGCGUCACUUCCUGAGAGAGCUGGACGUGAGUGGCUGUGUUCUGCUGACUGAUCGCACACCACGCUUCCUACAGACAGGCUGCCCACAGCUCAACACCAUCAACAUGGUCUACUGCAGGGGAAUAUCCAAGCAGGCGGCUCUGAGGCUCCAGCCCUGUGUUGAGAAGUGGGAGCACAGUAACGAUGACGCCCCCUACUGGUUCGGCUAUGACAGUCUUGGCCAGCUGCUGCAGCCAAUCGGACGACCCGACAAGAUCCAGGACACCUGGGAGGAAGAGGAGCCAGCACCAAGAAACAACAAAAAGAAGAAUUUGAUAAAGGCCUGUGGGGAGGACUACGAAUGAAUACAGCAUGAAUACACACACAGUCCAUGAAGAUAAACAAACGCACAACGACUUAGUUUAUACAGUACAUACACACCGCCUCACAAUCUACGGUAAAUCAAAUCCCUAACACAUACACUGCACCUUACAUUAACUCCAGCUCAGAUAUCAAGCAAUGGAAAGGAAUGGCCAAAGAUUAAUAACCAGAAAACAAUAUUUUGUAUCUGAGAAUCAAUGCGGUAUAUACAUGUAUGCAGUAUAUACAGUAUAUACAUUUAUGCAAAGCUUCUGCAUCAUACUGUUUCAAAGCUUUCUUCUAUGCAUUGCAACACAAGACAGAUGAUUGAAUUUCAUAAUUACAUCAAUUUUAGCUUGGAAAUAAUCAUAAAAAAAUAAAUGUCCUCAAUAUGAUUAGAUUUAUUUGUCAUUGUCAACACUUUUCCCAGUUUUUUUUAUUUGCAGGAAAUUGAUCCCCCCAAAACCUAUUUUGUACAUUUUGCAGUUCCCACCCUGUGGUAAGAAAGUCUUAAGAGUUCUUCUUGCUUUGACUGUUGCACACACACUAACCACAGCAGUCUCUGAACUUCUCAAAAGUCCAGUUAGACUUCACGCUCAAUACCUGACUGAAUAUGUGAGACCUGAAUGUUGUUCAGUGUUUCAAUCUAAGAGCUCUGCUGAUGACCACAAAGACAAUGACUGAACUAGCCUGGCUGUCAGCAUGCCACUAUAUUUCUGCUUGAGCCCUCUCGUGACAACAGUUGGCUAAAGCAGAAACAUGACUGAGUUACCUCUACUAACCAUGAUCAUGUGCUACAACUGUAUAUAGACAUAUAAUAUAGCCUGCAGUUUCCGUUAUCACAUAUGUAGCAUAGCCUUUACUUUCAGGAAUGUUAUUCACUUCUAAAACAAUAGAUUGAGAACAGAAAUCAGUUGUAGACCAUUUGCUUGGGUAAGAAAUUGGCACCCUUGAUAAAGAUGAGCAAUAAUAACUGAAGGGAAAGGGGGAUACCUAGUCAGUUGUACAACUGAAUGCCUUCAACUGAAAUGUGUCUUCCGCAUUUAACCCAACCCCUCUGAAUCAGAGGUACGGGGGGGCUGCCUUAAUCGACAUCCACGUCUUCGGCGCCAGGGGAACAAUGGGUUAACUGCCUUGGUCAGGGGCAAAACAACACAUUUUUCCUUGUCAUAAAAUAAAUAAAAUACUGAGCAAUAUUGUAUGUAAUAUUUUGGGGGGAAAUGAAUGUUAUACUAACACAAUUUCUCAGAGAAAGAGAUUUUGUUUAACAAGUAAUAGUUUUCCUCAAAAGGGUAGGUGUCAAAAUUAUUGACACCUCUUAUGAAUAAAGUAGUCAAAAGUUUAGUAUUUGGUCCCAUAUUCCUAGCACGCAAUGACUACAUCAAGCUUGUGACUCUACAAUCUUGUUGGAUGCAUUUGCAGUUAGUUUUGGUUGUGUUUCAGAUUAUUUUGUGCCCAGAAGAAAUUCAUGCUAAAUAAUGUGUCAUUUUGGAGUCACUUUUAUUAUAAGUAAGAAUAUAAUGUUUCUAAGCACUUCUACAUUAAAUGUGGAUGUUACCAUGAUUACAGAUAAUCCUGAAUGAAUUGUGAAUAUUUAUGACUAUUUGGAUUUGGAUUUAUUAUGGAUCCAGCAGCUCCUCUUCAUGGGGUCCAGCAAAAUUAAGGCAGUUUAUACCAUUUCUAAAACAUUACAAUACAUUCACAGAUUUCACCACACACUGUGUGCUUCAGGCUACCACAUAUCUACAGUACUAAAUCCAUGUGUAUGUAUAUCGUGUGUGUGUGUGCCAAUGUUUGUGUUCAUCUGUUUUUUAAAUAUAAUUUUACUGGUGGCAUUAGUUACUUGAUGUGGAAUUGAGUUCCAUGAAUUCAUGGCUCUAUUUAGCAAUGUGUGCCUCCCAUAGUCUGUUAUGGAUUUGAGGACUGUGAAGAGACCUCUUGUGGCAUGUCUUAUACAUAUACCUCUCAUAAAUAAAAGUAGCGAUGAAGUCCAUCUCUCCUCCACUUCAACCAGGAGAGAUUGACAUGCAUAUUAUUAAUAUUAGCUCUCUCUAUACAUUCAAGGGCCAGCCGUGCGGCUCUGUUCUGAUCCAACUGCAAUUUUCCUAAGUCCUUUUUUGUGGCACCUGACCACACGACUGAAUGGUAGUUGAGGUGCAACAAAACUAGGGCCUGUAGGACCUGCCUUGUUGAUAGUGUUGUUAAGAAGGCAGCGCAUCGCUUUAUUAUAGACUUCUCCCCAUCUUAGCUACUACUGCAUCAAUGUUUUGACUGUCACGAUUGUCGUCAUGGUGGAAAAGACCGGACCAAGGUGCAGCAUUUAUUUAUAAAUGUCGCCAACAAAACAAAGAAUAAGGACACGACCGUGAAGCUUACUUCGACUAUACAGGCCACUAACAAAGACAACUACCCACAACUAAGGGGGAAAAACAGGCUGCCUAAGUAUGAUUCCCAAUCAGAGACAGCGAUAGACAGCUGUCCCUGAUUGAGAACCAUACCCGGCCAAAACAUAGAAACAGAAAACAUAGAAAUAAAGAAACUAGAAUGCCCACCCUAGUCACACCCUGGCGUAACCAAAAUAGAGAAUAAAAGCCGCUCUAUGGCCAGGGCGUGACAUUGGCCAUGACGGUUUACAAUCUAGGGUUACUCCAAGCAGUUUAGUCAUCUCAUCUUGUUAAAUGUUCACAUUAUUUAUUACAAGAUUUAGUUGAGGUUAAUGGUUUAGUGAGUGUUUUGUUCCAAAUACAAUGCUUUUAGUUUUAGAAAUAUUUAGGGCUAACUUAUUCCUUGCCACCCACUCUGAAACUAACUGCAGCUCUUUGUUGAGUGUUGCAGUCAUUUCCGUCGCUGUAGUAGCUGACGUGUAUAGUGUAUAGUCAUUCGCAUACAUAACUCUGGCUUUACUGAAAGUUAGUGGCAUGUCGUUAGUAAAGAUUGAAAAAUUGUGGGCAGAGCUGAAAAAGUGUGUGGAAGCGAGGAGGCCUACAAACCUGACUCAGUUACACCAGCUCUGUCAGGAGGCAUGGGCCAAAAUUCACCCAACUUAUUGUGGGAAGCUUGUGGAAGCCUACCUGAAAUAUUUGACCCAAGUAAAAAAUGUAAAGGCAAUGCUACCAAAUACUAAUUGAGUGUAUGUAAACUUCUGACCCACUAGGAAUGUGAUGAAAGAAAUAAAAGAUGAUAUAAAUAA